AUGGAUAACUAUAAGGGUGAUGCUCUUAAAUUAGCCCCGAGACAACAAUCUGUUUUGGAGGCCAUUUAUGAGGAUGCUUCCAACACGGAAAGCUGUGGAGAUCAACUUGAACAGUAUUGUUCAUUGGAAGUAAUCAGUGACUCAGGAACAGCCGAAAAAGCUGAUGAGGGACCUAUUGAUAUGACUGGCUUAUUCAGACAGGAGAAAUGUAUCCUCACCACUCUCUCAAAUUUCGAUCCACUAGAAGAUGAAUAUUCCUCUUUAGCUGCCACUUUGAUUAAUUACCGUCUACCUCGUAACGGCAGGGCAAACAUCAAACUCGUUGUUUCGGACCAGCGUCUUGCUGAAGAGUAUUCUAGUGCAUUGGCUGACCUUGCGAAAGCUGCCGAGGGACCAGACAUGGUUCACUUUCGAGAGCGUCUUGAGGAUUUUCGUGCUCGGCUUCGUCGGGAUGUUGGCCGAAGCGUUAAAGUAGCUCGUGGUGAAUGGGAAGCCUGGAGGGCUAAAUCGGCUCGCAGCGUAGCUACUUUGCGAAACCAAAGUUCCGCAGCUGCCCAAAAAAUGCGUGCAGGGCUUUCACAUGGUGUUGAACAAAUGAAGGAUGGAAUGCGUAGCAUGGCAGAACUUUGUGGAGCAACAGGAACUAUUGGACAGACAAUAUCUGUGGUUAGUGUCUAUGUUGACGAAGCAGACCAAAUAAAAAAAGAAAGAGUUAUUUCUGACUUUGUCUUCUAA
Molecule: messenger RNA, 735 nt
Organism: Protopolystoma xenopodis
Lineage: Eukaryota; Metazoa; Platyhelminthes; Monogenea; Polystomatidea; Polystomatidae
Source: the annotation of a GenBank genome assembly